Dovyalis caffra is the source of this 243-nucleotide messenger RNA. Lineage: Eukaryota; Viridiplantae; Streptophyta; Magnoliopsida; Malpighiales; Salicaceae. The record is from the annotation of a GenBank genome assembly.
AUGGUACGGACUGAUUUUCUAGCCACAAGUACGUUAUCCUAUCAGCUUGCAGAAGCUCUGCACCUGCAAGGCUUCAAGAAAGAUGGGGCCCUUGUAACAGCACAAAAGGGUAGCGAACAUGAAGUGAUUCUAUAUCUUGGACAGGAAGUUAGAGAAUUUACCUCUGUUAAGAUUGAAUCACAAUCGCAGAAACAACCUAUGUUCUUCACAACCGAGAAUAUUGGUGUAGCGGUUGGACCCUAG